AUGCAUCAUCUUCUGGUUAUUAACGUGCCAAUUAGUGAAAGUAGUUAUAAUGCAGACUCCAUUCAGUUCACCGGUGGCAUCAACAUCGAACAGUCGUUAGGGAAAGAACUUGUCAGUGCAUUUCCUGAACGUAUCACCAGUAACAACGAGCGCCAACGAGAUAACGGAUCAACAACAACAGCAGCACAAGGAGUUGAGGGAAUUUCUGCAAAUAAAGACAUCUUAGCAAACGCAACUGCAAGCGACUAUAGAUUUAAUCGAAACCGAACAAUGCAAUGGUUUCGGUCCGGACGCUCAAGCAAUAGUGGAGGACAUGGAGAUGCAAGCAGAACAACGAGCUACGAAGAAAGCUGCCCCGAAACGUCGUCGUUCAGCAUCAGGCAACAACAAGAAGAAUUCUCCACAGAAGAAGAUUCCGAAGACUCUGCCGGAUCCCUCGAUAGAAAGUUUCUUAGAUGUUUUGGACUUGAUAUGGACGGCGAACAUUUAUAG
Spodoptera exigua (beet armyworm) is the source of this 492-nucleotide messenger RNA. The record is from the annotation of a GenBank genome assembly. NCBI's taxonomy places the organism in Eukaryota, Metazoa, Arthropoda, Insecta, Lepidoptera, Noctuidae.